AUGCCUACAUUUAAAAACCAUAACCACGACAAUGUAGUGAUUCAAUGUCGUGAUUUAAAUUCUGCUAUUUGUGACGAAAAAGUUGUGUGUGAACCUCCCGUGUUUGUUCCAGAAUUGAAACAAAACAGAUUCGGAAAAUUCCUCACCAAGGAAAUUCCAGAAUUUGUUCCAUCUCAUACAGGUAUGUCAGAGUCUGAUAAGGAGCCAAAUGAAGAAAGCAGCAGUGAAGACUCAAGCACCACAACUUCAGAAGGUGGCGAAGGAAGCUCAAGUGAGGAUCGUGAUUCAGAUUUUCAGUCAUAUCAAGAAUGGGAAAGCUCAAAUGACUCAGAAAAUUCAGUAACAGAUGCUGAUAAAAAGGUUGAAAACCUUGAACCAUCGGGUGUUCAAGAACCAACGACCCCAAAUGACUCUGCAAGUCUUGAAAAUCGAGAUCCAUUGGAAAAAUACUUCGACGUUGAUGAUUGCACAAGUUCAGAUGAUGAAUCAAAGAAAAAUGGAAGUGUUGGGGAGUCAAAGAUCAAAAGACCAUCUGAAGUUGUCGAACAUCACGUCUGUCAACAUGCUAAGACAAGCUCAAAGCAAUCCCCUCCCCUAGUUGCAUCACACGGAACUGCAAAGUCUCAAAAGCCAUUCAAGGCUUGUUUUAGGUGUGGAAAAGAAGGUCAUGCGCUCAAGCAAUGCCCAGAGCAACACGAUCCAGACGGUAAAGGCAACCAGUAUUGCUUUUCUGGAUCAAAAGGUAAAAAUCACACAUCUUUGAAAGAUCAGAUGAAAAACUUUUCAUCCAGGUCUCCACAUGUGAAGCCGGUUUCACAUGAUUCAAAGAUGAAAAAGGACCAAUACAUCAAAACCUCAUUCUUUCCCUCCGGGUCUUAA
Messenger RNA from Helianthus annuus (common sunflower), 879 nucleotides. RefSeq lists its product as uncharacterized. The transcript has a single exon. The record is from RefSeq and is a predicted model, not a curated record. Bases 1 to 879 code for a protein of 292 amino acids. NCBI's taxonomy places the organism in Eukaryota, Viridiplantae, Streptophyta, Magnoliopsida, Asterales, Asteraceae. Gene Ontology annotation, molecular function: zinc ion binding; nucleic acid binding.